AUGGUGCACCGUUUGGCACUUUUGCUGCUGGGCGCGAUCUUCUGUGCUCCAGUGGCCAUUCUUGGUAGCGAUACACCAGCUCGAAUUGUGUGCUAUUUCAGCAACUGGGCAGUAUAUCGUCCUGGAAUCGGUCGCUAUGGUCUAGAGGAUGUACCCGCCGAUCUGUGCACUCAUCUCAUCUACUCCUUCAUUGGUGUUAACGACAAAAGCUGGGACGUUCUGGUUAUCGAUCCGGAUUUGGAUGUGGACCAAGAAGGCUUCAGCAAGUUCACUCAACUGAAGAAAACCCAUCCCAAUCUGAAGCUGCAGGUGGCUGUUGGUGGUUGGGCCGAAGGUGGCUCCAAGUAUUCCCAAAUGGUGGCAGUUCGAGAACGACGAACCAGUUUCAUACGCAGUGUGGUCCGCUUCAUGAGGCAGUACAACUUUGAUGGCUUCGAUCUGGACUGGGAGUACCCGGGAGCCACGGAUCGUGGUGGCACCUUCGGGGACAAGGAUAGGUUCCUCUACUUUGUGCAAGAGCUGCGACGUGCCUUUGAUCGCGAGGGUCGUGGUUGGGAAAUCACCAUGGCAGUGCCAGUGGCCAAGUUCCGUUUGCAAGAGGGUUACCAUGUCCCGGAGUUGUGCGAAUUACUGGAUGCCAUUCAUGCCAUGACCUACGACCUGCGUGGAAACUGGGCCGGAUUUGCUGAUGUGCACAGUCCGCUUUACAAACGAAAGCAUGACCAAUACGCCUACGAACGCCUCAAUGUGAACGAUGGCCUGGCCCUGUGGGAGGAGAUGGGCUGUCCGGCCAACAAGCUAGUGGUGGGCAUACCAUUCUAUGGCCGCACCUUCACGCUGAGCAACUCGAACAAGAACUACAACAUGGGCACUUACAUCAACAAGGAGGCGGGUGGCGGAGCUCCAGGUCCCUACACAAAUGCCAGCGGUUUCCUGGCCUACUAUGAGAUCUGUACAGAGGUGAUGGACAAGUCCAAGGGUUGGACUGUCGAGUGGGAUGAUGCUGGAAUGGUGCCCUUCACCUACAAGGACACCCAGUGGGUGGGCUACGAGAACGAGGCCUCCGUGCAGAUUAAGAUGGACUUCAUCAAGCAGCGUGGCUAUGCAGGUGCCAUGACCUGGGCCGUGGAUAUGGACGAUUUCCACGGUCUGUGCGGCCGGAAAAAUGGUUUGAUGCAGAUUCUAUAUGAUAAUAUGCGAAGCUAUCGAGUGCCGGAACCAACCAGGGAGACAACACCAAGACCCGAGUGGGCGAAACCACCUGCCACCCCACCAAAUCCGGAUGAGGGUCCUGUGCUGCAAACUGAAGCCACACCCACCACCACACGGAGACCAAAGCCAAAGCCUCAGCCAACUGUCAGCUCAACAUCCGCACCAGUGCCCACCUUGGCCAGCAGCACUCAGAAGCCAACCACGAAGAAACCCAAAAAGCCCAAGAAGACAACUACCAGUACGACAACGACAACGACUCCAGCUCCUGAGAAGACAACUGAAGAACCCGAGGAAGUUAUAGAUCCAGAGCAGCCCAGUGACCCUCAGUUUGAUCCCAGUGAAAUUGAUUGCACCAACCGUGAUUUUGUGCCACAUCCAAACUGUCGCAAGUACUUCCGGUGCGUUCAUGGCAAGCCAGUGGAAUUCGAGUGUAAAGAGGGCACGGCCUUCCACACUGUCCUCAAUGUUUGCGAUUGGAUUGAGAACAGCGAUCGCUACUAUUGCAGCCACAAGAAGGGGAAACUUCAAGGCAACGAAGCCCACUAA
This is a messenger RNA of Drosophila serrata, 1758 nucleotides long. It is a transcript of the gene Cht5, whose product is annotated as Chitinase 5. The record is from RefSeq and is a predicted model, not a curated record. NCBI's taxonomy places the organism in Eukaryota, Metazoa, Arthropoda, Insecta, Diptera, Drosophilidae. Gene Ontology annotation, biological process: carbohydrate metabolic process; chitin catabolic process. Gene Ontology annotation, molecular function: chitin binding; chitinase activity. Gene Ontology annotation, cellular component: extracellular region.